AUGUCCAAGCCAACGAUUCUGCUCAUUCCGGGUUCUUUUUCACUUCCAGACCCCUAUGACCCGGUCGUGGAUGCUGUGAGGGCAGGCGGUUAUGAAAUUCGAGUUUUGCAUCUUCCUAGCGUGGGAAUCAGCGCCGGGCAUGGAAGAGAAGGAGCACCGCCUUCCAUGUACGACGAUGCCGCCUUUGUGGCCAAGGAAGCCGAGAAGCUGGCAGAUGAAGGCAAGAAGAUAAUUCUCAUAGGACACUCUUACGGAGGAAUCCCUGUAACCCAAGGCGCCGAGGGCCUGGCGGUCAAGGGCCGGCAAACGCAAGGGAAAGCAGGAGGCAUAGUAACUCUUGCGUAUAUGACGGCGCUGGUACCUGGUGUGGGCCAAUCGGCGGUGGAUAUCAUAGCAGAUGUGCCUCAGGAGCACCAGGUUGAUCUGAAGGUUGAUGAGAAUGGAUGGAUGUACCAUGACCCACCUUCGGCGACGGCAGCAAUUAUAAUGCCGAAAAUUCCGCUGGAAGAAAGCGAGGCUGUGGUGAAAGGAUUCGCUAAGCAUUCCAGCGUCAGCUUCACCGAUAAGUUGACGUAUGCUGGAUAUAAGCACAUUCCGGUCUCAUAUCUAUUCUGCGAGGAGGAUAUAUGCAUCCCUACAAAGAUUCAGCAAGCGGAAAUCGAUAUGAUAGAGAAGGAGAGCGGGACAAAGGUUCACGUCACCAGAAUUAGCGCGGAUCAUUGCCCAAACUUGACGGCGAAGCAGCAGACAAUCGAUUGGAUUUUGGAUACGGCACGGAGGUCCCAGAACAGUCAGGCAGAAGCUUAG
Messenger RNA from Rhinocladiella mackenziei CBS 650.93, 807 nucleotides. RefSeq lists its product as uncharacterized. The transcript is spliced from 2 exons. Bases 1 to 807 code for a protein of 268 amino acids. Lineage: Eukaryota; Fungi; Ascomycota; Eurotiomycetes; Chaetothyriales; Herpotrichiellaceae. The record is from RefSeq and is a predicted model, not a curated record.